AAGGGUUACAAAUGGCAAUAUGCUCUAUUGUAUGAUGGGAAACGACGGUGCUACCCAAUCUCUAUUUGCCACGAAAGAUCUAGCAACGUCCGGGUGGGAACGCAUACCUCUGACGAAAAGGAAUGCUGAAGAUUUUCACGACAACUCCGCAGAGGCAUAUGCGGAUGAAACUCUAGGUACAGACAAAGAAACGGAGGAAGUACCUGGGUACUUGGCAAUGGACUCCUGGAUUGAUACGAGUAAUGAAAAUACAGAGGUGGAUGGGAGCUGCGCCAAUUACCAGAAUCUUGUCAAUAGAGCCAAAGGGUAUAUAUUAGCAGGCAAUAACGUGAGCCCAACGGAUAUCGAGAAAGAUGGAGGACCCAAGGCGCCACCACUGAAGAGAUGGUCUGACAUAAUGGCUAUUGAAUGGUCAAGGGAAGAGGCUGCAUCAGCAUUGAACUUUGUCAUACGCUCUGGCAUCACCAACGAUAACACCAAAGCUAUGAUCAAGCAAGCAUAUAUCAGCACCGGCCGCACUAAGGUACCGACGUACCCCGGAGUUGACUUUGCAAUGGCAGAGGGCAACACGAAGGCACAGACAGAGGCAUUCUACGGGCUGUUGGGCACCUACCACGGCGCUGGUGUAGCGUACAUGCUGGCACAACAUCGGGCCGUGUUUGGGAAGAGGAGGAUUGAACAAAUUCGAGCUUGGGCCUUGACUACUGAAUGGGACCUUACUAAAGAUACGCUUCAGAAUGUGGGGAUGAUCGUUUUUAUAUCAGCCGUUCCGUGA
Molecule: messenger RNA, 775 nt
Organism: Truncatella angustata
Lineage: Eukaryota; Fungi; Ascomycota; Sordariomycetes; Amphisphaeriales; Sporocadaceae
Exons: 4
Coding region: 20-775 (251 amino acids)
Source: RefSeq, a predicted model, not a curated record